UCGCACCAUGCAGGCCCUGCAGAUUGGCACCGUGGUUUGUGCUUUCAUCAGCCUUCUGCUGCUCCUCAUUGCCCUGGGCUCAGACUACUGGCUGGAAAUGCCUCGGGCCACAUUGGCCUCUGGAAAGCUUGUGCUAAAGUUCUGGCAAUUUAUACUUGUGGUUCAUUUGGGAUGGAUGUGAAAGAUUUCAUCCAUGUUACCCGAGCCUUCAUGUUCUUUGGGAUGAUCGCUGGAGCCAUCUCUUGCAUUGGUCUUUGUGGCACCUUUUUUAGCGUGCAAUUUGGCUCCAUCUCCAAGGCCAAGACCGCAGCCAUAGCCAGCAUUGUUGCAGCUCUUUGCGUCAUGAUUGCCAUGGCCGUCUACACAGGGGAGACAAGAGGAAAUGCCUAUUAUGGAUGGUCUUUUGGCUUCGGCUGGGCCUCCUUUCCUCUCUUCCUUAUAACUGGUGGGCUGGCUUUCCGCCUGAAUGCUGCUGCAACAGAAUGAGGAAAAGAGUGUGCUACAAUUUCAGAUGAGCUAUGUUGAUGUCACAAACACAGUCUACCCUGGAACAAGUUGGACCUGGAGGAAAUGACUAUAUUUUCAUGAUGAAGAUGACACAUUAUACACUAGCAAUGGAGUUAAGGAAUGACAAAUUCACAGCACAUUGCAAUUCGUUAACUGAAUACUGAACCAGCCAACUUAGUGCGCUCCAAAUGUUGUUUUGUUACAAAUUAGGGCUGCCAAAUCUUCUAAACCAAAGGAAAGGACAUUAAAAAAUUAUCAUAA
This is a messenger RNA of Podarcis muralis (Common wall lizard), 768 nucleotides long. The record is from RefSeq and is a predicted model, not a curated record. Lineage: Eukaryota; Metazoa; Chordata; Lepidosauria; Squamata; Lacertidae.